This is a messenger RNA of Oryza brachyantha (malo sina), 925 nucleotides long. Its product is annotated as GLABRA2 expression modulator-like. Bases 97 to 717 code for a protein of 206 amino acids. The transcript is spliced from 4 exons. NCBI's taxonomy places the organism in Eukaryota, Viridiplantae, Streptophyta, Magnoliopsida, Poales, Poaceae. The record is from RefSeq and is a predicted model, not a curated record.
GAUACGAAGGGAACAUUCCAACCUCCUCCUCCUCCGGCCGCCGCCGCCGCCGCCGCCUCCGCCGAUUUACCCGCGCCCUGUCGCCGACUCGCCGAGAUGGCAACGGAGGCUAACCCCUACGCGAUGCCGUCGCCGGUGCAACCGUCGGCAAGCAGGACGGAGACGGUGAAGAAUGCACUGUCGCGGUGGGGGCGGAGAGUCGGCGAGGCCACCAGGAAAGCCGAGGACCUGUCGCGCAACACAUGGCAGCACCUGAGGACGGCGCCGAGCAUCAGGGAGGCGGCCGUGGGGAGGAUCGCGCAGGGGACCAAAAUCCUGGCCGAGGGCGGCCACGACAGGAUAUUCCGGCAGGCGUUCAGCGCGCCGCCCGACGAGCAGCUCCGCAAGUCGUACGCGUGCUACCUCUCCACCUCCGCCGGGCCGGUCAUGGGGAUCCUGUACCUCUCUACGGCCAGGGUCGCCUUCUGCAGCGACAACCCACUCUCCUACGAGGCCGGCGGUGGCCGGACAGAGUGGAGCUACUACAAGGUGGCGAUUCCUCUGCACCGGCUGAGGUCGGCGAGCCCGUCGGCCAGCAAGCAGAGGCCAGCGGAGAAGUUCAUCCAGCUCAUGUCGAUGGACCGCCAUGAGUUCUGGUUAAUGGGCUUUGUGAACUACGACAGCGCGGUCAAGCACUUGCAGGAAGCUCUCAGCGGCUUCCACCACUUGCAAGCGUGACGGGACGGCAGCAUCGGCGUCUGCUCCAGCGUGCGUGGGCUGCGGUUUCCGUUUUGGUUUGCGUCUUGGGUGUUAUGCUCUAUUCUCCAUGUCGAUGUGAUUUGUGUCUGUAGAUUGAGAUUGUUUUCCAAACAGUCAAAUCCUGUUGGCAUUGCAGAUGUAGUAUGUGAUAUGAUAUCUGUUUGGUGGCACGUCCAGAUUCCUGAGA